Messenger RNA from Trypanosoma rangeli, 4176 nucleotides. RefSeq lists its product as uncharacterized. Bases 1 to 4176 code for a protein of 1391 amino acids. The transcript has a single exon. The record is from RefSeq and is a predicted model, not a curated record. Lineage: Eukaryota; Euglenozoa; Kinetoplastea; Trypanosomatida; Trypanosomatidae. Gene Ontology annotation, cellular component: nucleus. Gene Ontology annotation, molecular function: protein binding.
AUGAACAACGACAACGUCGGGAUGCCAAUUCCGGUCUCAACAAUUGUGGUGAGGCGUCAGUGCUACCCGUGCGUGCCCCCCGAAUUGCUUCUGCGGGAGCAUGCAGGGAAAUUUUACUUAUCAGAUCUCACACCGGAAUCUCUGCUAAACGCAGUUUCGCCGCGAGUUAACCCCGUUUUGCCUCCCUAUCUUGGAAGUAAGGGGAGCAGUGGUGGGGUGAACAACGAUUUGGUCUACGCUCUAAUUAGGGAAAGUGUGAGGCUACCCCCCGUGCCCAGCGAUAACAUCAAGGAACUGAGUCCGGUUGCCCAACGUUUAAAGAUGGAGGCGGAGGCGCAGCGACGGGCGAACACUGUGCCGCAGUCGAAUAUAAAAAAACAGUUGCUGGCGGAAGACGAAGGUGCGUUUGUCUUUGAAGAAGCAUCGACUUCGCAUAUUACGGCUGUUGAAUUUCUCCGAAUGCCUGCUGGACGCAACGAUGAUAGUAAAGUGGCGGAGCGGGAAGAGAAAAAGGCGGAUAAGACACUUGUUUCUAUUUAUGGAUCUGUCCCACGUGACCUUAAACUAGAAGAGGGAGAAUGUCUCUGGGGGUACAAUACUGGGGCAGUAUUACUUGUUUCCCUGCGUGUCUACGCGACUGAUCUCAGAAAUCGUCGCUUCUACGAAGCAUUGUCGUUGCCAGUCCAACCUUCGUUCCCUGAUUACGAGCGUGAAGUGAAUGGAUUUUCCCCUUCUGGAGGCUCGGAUAGUAUUUUGUCCAUUGCUGAGAGGCAGCGCAAUAACCUUUUAGGGUGUGGCAUCGCUACGGAAGAGCGCGGUUUUAUUCGAGGUAUGAGUAAACAGGCCCCACACGGUGUUUCAUUACUGGGGUAUCAUCCUGUUGGUGGCGUCUGUGCACUCGUGUACGAUUCUCAUAAUGACCUUGCAAUAUCUGGUGGGAUGGAUGGCACCUUAUUUGUAUGGGAUGUGCAUCAGCAGUAUCGAAGAGCUCUAAGGGAAAAAUAUAUGCGUGACGAAGACACGAAAAACAUGCGUCCCGCACAACAAUUUGCUGCUUAUAUUCACACACGGCGUUUAACUCAGCGUAUUCCUCGUGCUCAUAACACAUCGGUCAGCUCUCUUGCUACGUACUCCGAACUAAUGAUCAGUGGUGGGGUAGAUGGUACCAUAAAAAUAUGGUCGUGUAUGCAUUUAGCAGGCAUCACCGUCCAUGGUGCACCACCGCAGUACGUUGAGCAGCAAGUCUUUAAUUGUAAUGGAUGGGUACGAGAUAUUUGGUCCUCUCCAGAGCGGAUUGUGCAGGGAGAGGAUGUCUUGGUGACUGACGAAAACGGUUCUAUAUUUGGUUUUAAAGGAACGACAUUUUCGCAGGAGCCUGUCAUGCAGGCUUCUUACAUGGAGAAGAAGUGGUUACAUGCGCUUCGUAGAUCAGAAGGACAUCGUUUAGGUUCAGCAUUUUUUGAGACGCGAAGAAAUAGUACUGACCGACGAGGCUUAAUACAAUUUCCAGCACUUGCUGCGCGUAGGCCGAGUUCUGGUCCCCCUAUUGGGGGCUUGCUGAAGCCGGCUACUAAUGAGGAGGAUGCUAUGAAGCUUCUGCGUCGAGGUAUCAUUACGCAAGCAUUACGCCUCACACGCAAAUUACAAAUCAUUGGUGAAGAGGCACGGCUAGCUGUUCUACCUGGAAGUAACCAUUCUGCACGAAAUGAAAGUACAAGCUCUAUCACACGCAUUAUUCCGUUGGAGGAGCAGAAAUUGUUUAUAGUAUUGGGUUAUAGUCCUAUGGUACGUUUCCUUGAUAUGACCCACUUAAAUGUGGCGUCGGUCGUAGUGCAUCCGAGUCUGCGUGCAGCAUCCGGCGAGGAAAAAGGUGGCAGUGUUCAAGCAGCCUCCCCAGGUAACCCACGAGGGUCUAGAAAGGGACAGCAGCGGAAGCCUUUGAGCAAUGCCUCCACGCAGAAAAAGUCUUUUUUGAUGUCUGGUAAUGCUAGUGGUGGUGGUGCUGAGGCAUUGCGUUUUGUAGAUGUCUUAUAUGUUACCUCGCUUAGUUAUCUACUUUUGUUGGACAAUCGAAAUACAGUGUUCGUCUGGGAUAAUGUGGAAAAAGUGUUUCUUACCUCGUGGAAAUCCCCUGUAACCAAUGAAAGUGGAAAGACAAAAACUGCACUACGACUACUGUCGUGUGGCACUCGUCAUUACAAAAGAAGUGGGAAUUCUGGCAGAGGACGGAUUAGUCGUGAACUAUAUGGCAAAGCUAAACGUCGUGGGGUGUGUUUUCACGAGCAAGCAAACAACUUGGAGGACAACGCAAAGAUGGAGGACGAAGCAGGAGAUAUCACAAUACCGUUUUUUGUUGUAUGCAACACAGGCGUAGAGUUGUGCGAUGUGGUGAUUGAGACUGAGGCACGGCUGGAGUUUAGGGGGCACCAAGAUGCCAUCGUGGGGAUUUUCUUGCGGAACUCCCCACCCUCCUCGGUUCAACGCAUCGAAAAGAGACCCAAAACGAUGCUUGAAGUUGGUGAUGCCUUUGAAAAGAAAGUCUGCGGGGGCGCAAAUAUAAGUUCAUAUGACCAAAAGAUUGAAAAAAACAUUUCCAGUAGAACGAUAAGUUGUUUAAACGACAAGUUCAAAGGCAGCAACAGUGACGUGGAGAGGGAUCUUGGCCCUGAAUCAGAAUGGUUUAAAUAUUUCCUGCGGCAAACUGAGGCUGGUGGGCGCAUUUAUGUGCUAUCGUGCUCAGUAGACGGUGACACUUGUUUCUGGGGAAGUUCCUUUGAACCGCUUUCGGUUUACCAUCAUGGGAGUGUUUCUGAGAAAAAUUUUGAGUUUUGUACCACUGUUCUACACGAACCCUUUCCGCGCGACGGUGUUGCCUCCCCAUUCGGUGCCCCGCCGUGCACCAUUAAGAAAAAGAAUGGUGUGGGAAAUGAGGUUGAGAGUGGUGGCAAUGACGUCACAGCUUUUUACUACUAUACACGCUGGAACUUGGCUGUCACGGGGCAUGAUGAUGGUAGUAUUCGUUACUGGCCCUGUGGGAAUGAGGUUGCAACAUGUGUUUGGCAUAAAGGACUACAUAGUAACACCGUUAGUGGUCUCGUGGCGGCUCGCAUUGUGGAGCAAGAAGAUCAGUUGGGCACAUUAGCACGAAUUGGUGGGAGUGUUGUUAAAGCUUUAAUUGCCAGGGAACCAGAUGAAUUGCUCGCGUCUGUUUCCUUUGACGGCUAUUUGGCUGUCUGGGAGUACCCUGAGCAAGCCAAGGCAAAGCCACAUGGUCGCACUCGAAUUAGUUUUAACGAACUUAUUUGCCUUGCUUUUGAUGAAAUCAAUGAAUUGUUUAUUGUUGGUGACAGUGCCGGAACCGUUAGUUCAUGGCACGCGCGGGGUCUGGAGCCACGUUGCUCUGUUCCAUCACGGCCUCCGUCCCCAUGGCGGCCAUCCGCGACUGCGCUCAAACUUUCAGCUGCCGAUGCACGAGUAUUCGGUCCUGCGCCCAAUACUGCAACUUGGUCGUCACGUCAUCGUGGUGGUGGUAUUAGUAGUAGCAGUAGUGGUGGUGUGACUCUUGGUAGCAGUCUGACACAGGAAAAGGGAAAGGCGCGACUUGGACACACUGAGGCUGUGACAGCGCUAGUUGUGGAUGGCAACUUCGUCUUUUCUGGCGGUGAGGAUGGACGCGUCUUUUUGUGGGAUCUUCGUAUUGGUGUUCUUUUACGGGAAUACAUUCUGCUGCAUGACACUGAUGAAAUUGCACAGCACUGUAGAAAGGUGAAGUCAGCCGCAACAAUGCAAAGUUCUUCACGUGAUAGUACAAAGAUUAAUUCUCGUUCUACGGAGGAUAUAAUUGUUUCCCCUGGACGAGCAGUGAAACUGUAUUCGGAAAACGUGACCGCUUUUGCAUUACUGAAGCGGCGUAACGGGGACUUACUUGUUGCCACGAGAGAGGGUUGGUUGUACCACUUUGGGCAAAGCUGUACGUAUCCUCGCUCCACCUAUAAGCAUAGUUCCUCUGUGAGAUGCAUGUGUGUUCUUCAUGAUGGAUGCGCAGAGGAUAAUACCGAUCUUGACGAUGAUGAAAGUCAUCCUUCGAAGGAGGUCCUUGCAUUUGAGUUGGUUAUUGGAGAUGACGAGGGAAACAUGGCCGUGAUACGCGAGCCACACUUUAAUCCUACCUUGUGA